Molecule: messenger RNA, 1810 nt
Organism: Anguilla anguilla (European eel)
Lineage: Eukaryota; Metazoa; Chordata; Actinopteri; Anguilliformes; Anguillidae
Product: B-cell receptor CD22-like
Exons: 9
Coding region: 47-1810 (587 amino acids)
Source: RefSeq, a predicted model, not a curated record
GACACCGGAUAUUCUUCUGUUCUACAUUCCUCUGCUCCUCAGAGUCAUGAUUAAAGCAGAGAGGUUCAUCCUCAUUGGCUGCCUGCUGCAAGGUGCUCUGGGGAGAAAAUUUGAAGUCAGGAUGCCUCAGAGAAUAGAAGCUCUGAGUGGAUCCUGUGUGCUGAUCCCCUGCACAUUUGAUAUAGAACCUCAAUAUGACAAAGAUCUGACAGAUGAGGCUAAAGGACUCUGGAAAAAAAGUAGCAAUAACGGUGAAAUCGUGUUUGAUUCCAACAAAACUGAGAACACAAUUAAAGGAACAUUAAUUGGAAAACUGGAGGAGAGGAACUGCACCACAAUCCUGGAUCGCUUCCCUUUGGCUCACAAUGAUACUUAUUUCUUCAGAUUGGAAUCCCAGACUCCUCUCAUGUAUAAUUUUCCUACAGGUGUCAAAAUUAAUGUUCAAGACUCUCCACCCAAACCCAAGAUAACCACAGAGAGGGUGGAGGUGAUGGAGGGGACCUCUGUGAGUUUGAGCUGUUCUGCUGCAGCACCCUGUCCUGAACUCCCGCCAAAUCUGACAUGGACCCCCAGGUUGAAUGACAGUGUGGAUCAACUGCAAGAGAAUGAGGAUCGAACCAAAUCUGUGUCUUCUGUUCUGACCUUCACUGCUUCCCACCUGCACCAUGGGAAGAACAUCACCUGCAGGGCACUUCACACACUGCAACAAGGAGACACAAUGAAGACAUCUGAAGCCAGUCUGUCUCUCAGAGUUCUAUAUCCUCCUAAGAACACCUCGGUGUCAGUCAGUCCCUCUGGAUCAGUGUUAGUGGGCAGCUCUGUGACUCUGACCUGCAGCAGUAAUGCCAACCCAGCAGUGCAGAACUACACCUGGUAUAAAGUGAAUGGGACAGAGAUGCACACUGUAGGAACUGGACAGAAUCUCACCUUCAAUGUGACUGAGUCCAGUGGCAGUAAACAAUACUACUGUGAAGCACAGAAUGAACAUGGCAAGGAGAACUCAACAACUGUACAGCUGAAUGUGAUAUACAUGCCUCAGAUCUCUGGCUCUGGGAGCUGCAGCAGAACUGCAGCAGAGAUCAGCUGCUCCUGUGAGAGCCGUGGGAAUCCCUCUCCCAGCAUGGAGUGGCAUGUGUCUGGACUGCGGGUCACUAACUCUACUGACAGAGUCAUCAGGGAGGAGCAGCUGGGGAACACAGGCCUGAGGAGCUCCCUCACCAUGCGCCAAUCACAGGGAGACACGCCCACUCUCCUCUGCGUCAGCACCAAUACUCUAGGCAACUCCAGCCUCCAGCUCCACCUCCCAUCUCCACAGCAACCCUCAGGUUUCAGGAUUUACUUACUGCUGAUUGGUGCAGCUGCUGCUGCUGGUGCCAUGGCGAUUAUAUACCUCAUCACGAAGGCCAUUCAAAAGCAGGGGAAAAAGAGAGACAGCCAGUGUUCUGAUAGUAGAAUGAAGGACACAAAGGGGAAGAUCCCAGAGAAGAUCCCAGAUAAGAGAUCCCAGAUUCCCCCCCCAGCAGCAGAAGAAGAUUCCGUCUACGCCAACCACACCAUGGCAACCGCCCAGCACAGGGACCCACAGCUGGGAGGGACAGACCCACAGAUACCGCCCCGGGAGGAGGGCCAAAACAGGGCGGAGCUGGAAGCCAUGCACUACGCCUCGAUCAAGCACUCCCCCCGGCCCGUGGAGACACAGGGCCAGGAUGCCUGUGAUGGGGCUGCAGGCCGAGGGGCCGACGUGGUCUAUUCACAGGUGGCACUGAAGAGCAAAAACAAGAAAGGGAAGGCAGAGGGUGGGGAGGGAUAG